AACUCUAGAAUGGGGUUCUCCACAUUAUUGCUGAAAACUCUCGUUGUGGAGAUAGUGUUGCUUCCUGUGCUCGCAGCUCUCUCAAAUGAGUUGGAUCUAUCUCAAUUCCCCAAUAACUUCCUCUUCGGGACUGCUUCUUCUUCUUACCAGUAUGAAGGUGCUUACAAGAGUGAUGGCAAAGGGCCAAGUAACUGGGAUAACUUCACUCACGGACCAGGUAGAAGAAGAAUACUCGACGGAAGUAAUGGGGAUAUUGCGGUUGACCAUUAUCAUCGCUACAUGGAGGAUAUAGAUCUAAUAGAAGAUUUGAAAGUGAACAUCCAUCGGCUUUCUAUAUCUUGGGCAAGAAUUCUUCCAAAGGGUAGAUUUGGUGAGGUCAACUGGGCUGGUAUCGGCUUCUAUAACAACCUAAUCGAUGCUCUACUACUCAAAGGGAUCCAAUCCUUCGUGACUCUUUCUCAUUAUGACUACCCUCAAGAACUGGAUGAUAGAUAUAGGGGUUGGCUAAGUCCCCAAUCACAGGAAGAUUUUGCAUUUUAUGCGGACCUAUGUUUUAAAACCUUUGGUGAUAGAGUCAAGUAUUGGGUCACCUUCAACGAGCCAAACAGCAUAGUGCCACUUGGUUACCGUUCAGGUCUAUUUCCCCCAUGCCGCUGCUCUGGCUCAUUGGCAUUGGUAAACUGCAGAGAAGGGGAUUCGGAAAAGGAGCCCUUUGUAGCAGCCCAUAACAUUAUCCUGUCACAUGCAGCUGCAGUUGAUAUCUAUAGAACCAAAUAUCAGACUGAGCAAGGAGGAAGAAUUGGUAUAGUCCUUCAACAUGAAUGGUAUGAACCAAUCAGCAAUUCUACUGUUGACAAAUUGGCCACCGAAAGAGCAAGGUCAUUCACCUUCAAUUGGUUCUUGGACCCAAUUAUAUUUGGAAAGUACCCCACAGAGAUGGAGGACAUUCUUGGAAGCCUCUUACCCAAAUUUUCCAGUAACGAACAAGAGAAACUCAAGAAAGGGUUGGAUUUCAUUGGCAUCAACUACUACACAGCUUUCUAUGUCCAAGAUUGCAUGUACUCCGUGUGUAAGUCAGGACAUGGGGUCUCCAGAACAGAGGGUUCAUACAUAAAAAGUGGAGAGAGAAAUGGAACCUCAAUCGGGGAACCUACUUCGUUUAGUUGGCUUAACAUUUACCCAGAAGGCAUGGAGAAAACAGUUACAUAUGUAAAAGAUAGAUACAACAAUACUCCAAUGUUUAUUACUGAAAAUGGGUAUGGCGAACAAGACAAUCCGAAUUUCACUUUGGAAGAACAUCUUCAUGAUUUUAAGAGGAUAAAGUAUAUGGGGGAUCACAUAGAGGCCCUGUUAGCAGCAAUAAGGAAAGGAGCAGAUGUGAGGGGAUACUUUGCCUGGUCAUUGCUAGACAACUUUGAGUGGAUAUAUGGAUAUACAAUAAGAUAUGGGUUCCACCAUGUGGAUUAUGCCACGCUGAAGAGAACUUCAAGAUUAUCAGCAAGUUGGUACAAGCAAUUCAUUGCAAAGCAUAAGGAAACCUCUUUACCAGGAAUGAGAGGGCAAGAAAAACUGGUACAAAUCACUUGAGGCAGAUAAAAGGCUUAUAACACUAAUGCAGAGCCUUAUCAGCUACACUUAAUAAUUUAGAAUAUCUUAUCAGUGCUUUUGUCUUUAAUAUAAAUAAACUAGAAUACUCAUUCACUCUUCUGGCCUGCGUGUUCAAAGUUGAUUGAUUUGGCUAGAAAAGAAUAUUUCAAACUUAAGGU
Gastrolobium bilobum is the source of this 1766-nucleotide messenger RNA. Its product is annotated as beta-glucosidase 46-like. The transcript is spliced from 12 exons. Lineage: Eukaryota; Viridiplantae; Streptophyta; Magnoliopsida; Fabales; Fabaceae. Bases 10 to 1587 code for a protein of 525 amino acids. Gene Ontology annotation, biological process: carbohydrate metabolic process. The record is from RefSeq and is a predicted model, not a curated record. Gene Ontology annotation, molecular function: beta-glucosidase activity.